AAAAAACCACUUACAUCCACCCAUACACUAACAUGAAACAUUCCCCAUCCCAUUAUAUAUAGACGUUAUCAUAAACACCAAUCAGUUCAAAACAACUUAGAGCUACAUUCAUAGUACAUAAAUAAUUUCGUUUUCAUCAUCAUAAAUAACUUUCCACUACUAUUUGCUAAUUAAUCACAAAUUAAUUCCCUUCCCCCACACUAAACCCAUGGCCGACACUUUCCUCAUCACCACCACCACCACCAAACGCAACCGUCCUGACGACGAAACCGAAACAAAAAAGAAACUCAUGACACCCUCCCCACAAAACAUCUUCACCGAUCCAGCCGCCGCACUCGCCAGCACUCGUCAUGAAUUCGGCGAACACGGCGGCGUUAACAUGUCAAUUGAAGCCUCAGCAACUUUCACUGUCAUGGAACCAGAAACUCUCCGGCGUAUAUUCACAGGAGAGUUAGGUCCAGACAGUGAUUACUACGUUUACAGCCGUCACUUUAAUCCAACGGUGUUAAAUCUAAGCCGACUGAUGGCUUCUCUGGAAGGAACAGAAGCCGCUUACUGUACAGCAAGCGGCAUGUCCGCCAUUUCCGCUUCAAUUCUCCAACUAACAAAAAGCGGAGGACACGUGGUAGCUUCUAGAACACUCUACGGUGGAACUCACGCGCUUCUACAACACUUUCUACCACGCACAUGCAACAUAACAACAACUUUUGUUGAGAUUUCUGAUAUUGAGUCGGUUGAUGAAGCGAUUAUUGAAGGGAAAACGAAUGUUUUGUAUUUUGAAUCGGUUUCGAAUCCGACACUUACGGUGGCGAAUAUACCGGAGUUAAGUAGAAUUGCGCAUAAGAAAGGUGUUACGGUGGUUGUUGAUAAUACUUUUACUCCGAUGGUGAUUUCGCCGGUGAAGCUUGGUGCUGAUGUGGUUGUUCAUAGUAUCUCGAAGUUUGUGAGUGGUGGGGCUGACAUCAUUGCAGGGGCUGUAUGUGGGACUGCAAGCCUAGUAAAUUCCAUGAUGGAUCUCCAACAAGGUGCCAUAAUGCUAUUAGGCCCAACAAUGAACGCUAAAAUAGCAUUUGAACUAUCAGAAAGAAUCCCUCACUUAGGUCUAAGGAUGAAAGAACAUAGCAACCGUGCAUUAACUUUUGCAACAAGACUAAAGAAAUUAGGACUCAAGGUAAUCUACCCUGGCCUAGAAGAUCAUCCACAUCAUGAAUUAUUGAAAUCCAUUCACAACAAAGAUUAUGGGUAUGGUGGACUUUUAUGUAUUGACAUGGAAACUGAGGACAGAGCUAACAAAUUGAUGAGUUACUUGCAAAACUAUGGUCAAUUUGGUUUCAUGGCUGUUAGUUUGGGUUACUAUGAGACACUCAUGUCUUGUUCCGGAAGUAGCACUAGUAGCGAGUUGAGUUCCGAGGAAAAGGUCCUUGCAGGGAUCUCGCCUGGUCUUGUGAGGAUGUCAGUAGGAUAUAUUGGGACAUUGGAGCAGAAAUGGAACCAACUUGAAAAGGCGGUUACUAAACUUCAGGAAUAUGGGUUCGCUAAUAAAAAUUGAAUCUCUAUUUAAAUUAUGCAUGUGUCUGUGUUUGUAUUUUGUUAUAAAUGUUUGUCGUUGUAAUAUAAUGUGUAACCUAGUACUUAUGUUGAUGUAAAAAAAAAAGUACUUGUGCCUUGUGUGUGAUAUGAAAGAUAUUGGAUGAAAGUUGCCUUGAGAACAGGGCAAGCCGCAACAAGGUUAAGGGAUUGUGUCAAGUAAACUAGGCCUAAUAGUCGUCAUGCCUCUAGAUCCUUCUAUUACUCUACGAGUCGUCAAUUGUAAUGGAUAGGACAAAAUAAGCUGUCAUGUACUACCCUGAGAAUGAGGAAAACUGUUACUAGGUUUAUUCCUCUAUAUGUAUUCAGCAUCUUUUAUGAAAUAAAGCAUGAUGAAAUUAUGAA
Molecule: messenger RNA, 1932 nt
Organism: Trifolium pratense (red clover)
Lineage: Eukaryota; Viridiplantae; Streptophyta; Magnoliopsida; Fabales; Fabaceae
Product: methionine gamma-lyase-like
Exons: 2
Coding region: 209-1549 (446 amino acids)
Biological process (GO): transsulfuration
Cellular component (GO): cytoplasm
Molecular function (GO): carbon-sulfur lyase activity; pyridoxal phosphate binding
Source: RefSeq, a predicted model, not a curated record